AUGGCGUCGAGCCCCGAGGCUGGCGAGCGCCUAGCGCGCAUCAGUCGCAUGCGUACGCUAUCGGCGCUGCUGGACGACGAUCUGGACGACGAGGAACAGCUGCCGGAGGAGUGUCGCGCACUGUUUGCGCAUGUGACGGCAGCCGCGUCUAAAGACUCCAAAGAAUCGGUGGACGAAGACGCGGCUGAGCUGGACCAAGCGCGACGCAAUGAGUUCCUAUGCGUCGAGUGCCAAGCACACGAGGCCGAACUCUUUUGCGAACAGUGUCACGACUACUUUUGCGAGUUGUGCUGCGGCGGCCAGCAUCGUAAGGGCAACAGGCGGAAGCAUACGUUUCAGCCACGUUUCCCUGUGUCUAAGGCUGCUCCGGUAGCUGAAGAGGCCACUAACGAUGUGGAGAUGGACACAACGAGAGACGCAGUGGACUACGAUAGCGAUGAGGACGAGCUGGACGGAGACACAAGCAGCAGUGAGGACGAGGACCUUGAUCGUGGUAUGGAUGGCUCUAUAGACCACGACUCAGAUACUUCUGACUCGGAUGAACCUGCAGGACGCCGUAACAUUUGUAACUUGAUGGGUCAUUAUCUGUUAGGUUACCCGUCGUCGCUGGGCCCGGCAACACUCUCCAACGGAAAUUCGAGUGCUGCAAGUGCUGAAGAUGCUGCCAAGAUGCUGGAGCGAGCCAAGUACAUCCCUGUGCGACUCACAUAUGAGGAACGCAAGCUGUUGCGAGCGCUGGAGGCAGCGUUAUGUGUGAGCAGCUACACGGACAAGCUCGACACACCCAAGUUCCUACCGGCAGCUAAGCGCGUGCGUGCUCAGCUGCAAGAUGUGUGCGGAUUCCUGUCAGCACUAGCAGUUGCAUCGGACUACAAGGCUGGACAAGAGGUCCUGGACGAGAAGAACUUCGCUGAGAGCGCCGAGUUUUUUCAGGAGAUCUUUGAGCUGGGCAGACGAUACAAGAUAAUGAACCCAGAGAAAAUGCGCGGUGAGUACGGCAAGCUCAUGUAUCUGCUUCAGGAUGCAGUGAGUCCAGAACUGCAGGAACUCCUCGGAUUCUCGUGUCUUCAAAAGAUCCGUACGGUGUACAAUGUGCUGGAGGCAGGCGGUGCUCUGGACAUGCUACGUGAUGCUCGUAUUGAGACUGCUACAAUGGUGGUCGCGCCCGAGGGUAAGACUCGCUUUCAGAUCCAGCGUCAGAUCAAGCAGAAGGAGCAGGCCAUUCGUGCUUUGAGCGACAAGUACGAGAGCCGACGACUCACGCGCGACUCGCUGCAACAGUGUCUGUACUCGAUCGCCGAUAACAACUACCAUUUGUACUUUGAGCGCGACCCGAUCGACCGUAUGGUCAAGUUGCUGACUACACACUUCAAUCCAGACGAUGAGAAGGAAGACAGCUCGCUGGCCAUCAUCAGCGGGAACGACGGCGCUCGAUUGUCUCAUUCGCACAGUCGACAGUACAAUUACGUGCUGCAAUCGCUGACACUUUGGCGUGAGAUCGCUCACGAUAUGUUCCGUCUCUGGUGUCUGACGGACGAGGAUCUACUCGCCGACGGCACGCGGUACGAGCUCACGGACACUGGUCAAGGGCUGCACCGUAUCCAGCCUGCGCCUCGUGUGUCGCGCGCCAUGCACGUGAUCUUACACUCCACCCAGCGCAACUUAGACUCGUGGGUGGGCUCAAGUGUGAUCCACCUUGGAGACAAGAAUGUCCCCAACGCACUCAUGUUCAUCGACAAGUACACUCAAGUAGGACAUAUUUUACGUCCUAUUGUCAAAGCUAUCGACAGUAUCGAGUCGAUGUGCGAGUCGUCAAAGGCGAUUCAAGGAUACGUGGACACCACAUUUGGUGGUGCUCGCAAGCUGAAGCGGACUAUCCUGGCAGACUUCUUUCGUGAGGCUUUUGACGGCAGUGGCGCUGACAAUUUCUUUGAGGCCGGAUCGUGUAUCGACGGUCGACUCACAAGCGCCUGGAAUUGGUGUUCGAACCUCCACAGAAAGCACUUCUUUCCAAUUUUCAAGAUCACGGGCUUUGUUGGCUUUGACGGCAAGUUCGGAUAG
Molecule: messenger RNA, 2061 nt
Organism: Phytophthora infestans T30-4
Lineage: Eukaryota; Oomycota; Peronosporomycetes; Peronosporales; Peronosporaceae
Exons: 2
Coding region: 1-2061 (686 amino acids)
Molecular function (GO): zinc ion binding
Source: RefSeq, a predicted model, not a curated record